This is a messenger RNA of Chiloscyllium plagiosum (whitespotted bambooshark), 2678 nucleotides long. Lineage: Eukaryota; Metazoa; Chordata; Chondrichthyes; Orectolobiformes; Hemiscylliidae. The record is from RefSeq and is a predicted model, not a curated record.
GAAACUGGGUACAGCUGCAGAAAACCUCUGCCACAGCAGAAAGUGUCCAGCGGUCUAAUGUCCUGGACUGAUUUUGAGGUUGCAUUAUUGGUCAGAUUGGAUUUUAACUGUCUAGGGCACAGAUCUGGUGGAUUCUCUCUGCUCGUUUGGAUCAACGUAUUCAGAUUGUCUCCUACACCUAGUGUCUAACGGGAGCAAAGUUGGAGCAGUGAGGACCAGACGAACAGGAUGGAUGACAUUUUUACCCAGUGCCGGGAAGGCAACGCAGUUGCAGUUCGGCUCUGGCUGGACAACACUGAAAAUGACUUGAAUCAGGGAGAUGACCAUGGCUUCAGUCCUCUCCACUGGGCCUGCCGUGAGGGACGAUCCAAUGUUGUCGACAUGUUGAUAAUGCGCGGAGCUCGGAUCAACGUGAUGAAUCGAGGUGAUGAUACACCACUUCACCUUGCUGCCAGCCAUGGACACCGUGACAUUGUACAGAAGCUUAUCCAGUGCAAAGCAGAUGUCAGCGCAGUGAAUGAACAUGGAAACACACCACUGCACUACGCUUGUUUCUGGGGUCAUGAUAAGGUGGCCGAGGAUCUGGUGCUCAGUGGAGCCCUUGUUAGCAUCUGCAGUAAGUAUGGAGAGACCCCAUUGGACAAAGGAAAGGCGCACUUACGGGAGAUACUGAAGGAACAUGCAGAGAAGCUGGGCCAGAGUCUGACAAAAGUACCCUACAAGGACACUUUCUGGAAAGGGACAACUCGCACUCGCCCCCGAAAUGGAACAUUGAAUAAACACGCUGGCAUUGACUUCAAACAGCUGACCCUGAAUCAUAAAAUCAAUGAGAACCACUCUGGAGAGCUAUGGAAAGGCAGGUGGCAGGGGAACGACAUUGUCAUCAAAGUCCUGAAGGUGCGUGAUUGGACCACACGCAAAAGCCGUGACUUCAAUGAGGAGUAUCCAAAGCUCAGGAUAUUCUCCCACCCCAAUGUGCUGCCUGUACUUGGAGCUUGCCAGUCACCACCCGCCCCACAUCCCAUCAUCAUCACACAUUGGAUGCCUUACGGGUCUCUGUACAAUGUCCUGCACGAGGGAACAAAUUUUGUGGUGGACCAGACUCAGGCAGUGAAGUUUGCACUGGAUAUUGCCCGUGGAUUAGCCUUUCUCCACACCCUCGAGCCUCUCAUCCCAAGGCAUUAUGUCAAUAGUAAGAGCAUCAUGAUUGAUGAAGAUAUGACUGCUCGAAUCAGCAUGGCUGAUGUCAAGUUCUCCUUCCAGUGUCCAGGAAGAAUGUAUGCUCCUGCCUGGGUGGCUCCAGAAGGUGAUUAUUCCAUUGUUUUCUCACCACAGACACCUCAAGUACACGCCCAAUCGUUGGCACUGGUGACUCGGGAAGUGCCCUUCGCGGAUCUCUCCAAUAUGGAGAUCGGAAUGAAGGUUUCUCUGGAAGGUCUGCGACCCACCAUCCCCCCAGGAAUCUCCCCCCACAUCUGCAAGCUGAUGAAAAUCUGCAUGAAUGAGGAUCCAGCAAAAAGACCAAAGUUUGACAUGAUUGUCCCUAUAAUGGAGAAGAUGCAGGACAAGUAGACAGGGGUUUGGAAAGCUUUCCCUCUGUAAAUCCCUUCCUGUCAGCCUUACAGCUUCCUGUAACCACACACAGCCUUCACAGAACUAUCCUGCUUCAAGGACUCCCAUUGCUUCUGGAUCUGACUCGAGUUUCAGAAACCUGCUCCUGUCUUCCUUUGUUUACGGUGCGUGUCUGUUUUGCGGCAUUGUCUCUCCCUGUUUUAUAUUUUUGAGAAUUCUGUUCACUCCUGGAAAUACAAGGCCUUCACUUUCAUUCAGUCUGACAAAGGGGAGAGGAUUAAUUAGCCAGGAUUCUUGCUCCGAAUCACUGACUAGCAAUUCCCCAAGCUAGAGAUCGAUGGGAAAUCAGCCAGGAUCCCAGUUGAGACAGAGGUGGGGGGGGGGUGGAAUAUUAGCCAGAGUCCUGCUACUGAUCCCUGUCCACUUCUUGGCCCUGGAAAAUAGCAGUAUCUGUGGAACUGGUUCAGGGACACUUCUGUCUGUGGUUAUCUAGGGUGUUGUGGAAUACCACCCUGGCUCCUGUUUUCAUCAUCACUAAAGAACAAUAUUGUAAAAGGUCAGGUCCAAUUUUGUAAUUCACUGCAGUUUCCUAACCUGGAUCUGCUCACAGAUCCUCCCUGUUUACAGGAAGUGGGUCUCUUGCAGCAUUGCCCAUACCUGUUUUCUCUAGCUAUUGACAUUAUCAACCUCCUGGCUCCCAGCCAGCCUUUGGUUGCAACCGGUCUCCCCUCUGGGGCUGAAUGUGACCCACAUUCCAGAGGGUGAAAGGAUAGCCGUGGUGCUCAUCUGUGUGACCCCUGUUCCUUGGCCCUUGCUGUUUGUGUCCCAUUCUCGCUAUGGAAAAUGUGAAGACCUUGUGCUCCAAGCUGUCACCUGUGUAACAGUCAAUCUUCACUAACCUGUCUCCUUGCUGUUGCUACCUCCUGGCUCUUGAAACCAUUAACUCUGAAUCUUUUGCCAGGCAGCAUUACUCAAAUGGAACUUGCUAACCAUUUAUAUAAUUUAUAUAACACUUGUAUUUUUAGUUUCUUCCAACAAGUCACUGCUGUUUUAUUGAAAAAUAACUUUAUGGACUUUGCAUUAAAGAGAGACGGAUUUCCAAUUUA